Molecule: messenger RNA, 3404 nt
Organism: Dipodomys ordii (Ord's kangaroo rat)
Lineage: Eukaryota; Metazoa; Chordata; Mammalia; Rodentia; Heteromyidae
Gene: Lars2
Product: leucyl-tRNA synthetase 2, mitochondrial
Exons: 20
Coding region: 233-2833 (866 amino acids)
Biological process (GO): mitochondrial translation; leucyl-tRNA aminoacylation
Cellular component (GO): mitochondrion
Molecular function (GO): aminoacyl-tRNA deacylase activity; leucine-tRNA ligase activity; ATP binding
Source: RefSeq, a predicted model, not a curated record
GCUGACUUGACCGGUCCGUGGACGCCUUAGAAGGUUCGGGGGAGUUCGAGCCUUUGUGGAGCCUCAGGCCGAGGGCCUGUGAGCAGGUCAAAAAUAAUCAAAAGAAGAAGAGAAAGGAUGUGAAGUUAGAGCAGGAAACACUGAUUUGUGUUGGCCAAGUAGAGGAGUUCCUGAGCUGAUUCCCUGCUAUUCUAGGUCCUAGUGAACCCAGGACUCUCUUACCUGCUGAAGAAUGGCUACUGGCUGGCAGAAGCUGGGCUCUUCUGCCUGGCUCUUGAGAAGACAAUUGCAUGCUCUGACAGCCAUCAGCAAACGGGGAAGGAGGGUAACACCAGUCUGUGUCCGAAGCAUUUAUAGUGCCACGGGGAAGUGGCCGAAAGACUACACACUCCAGACAAGAAAGGAUGUUGAGAAAUGGUGGUAUCCUCGGAUAAAAGAUCAGGCCUCGAAAACUUCUGAAAUGGAUAAGUCAAAGCCCAAGUUCUACGUGCUGUCCAUGUUCCCUUAUCCUUCUGGCAAGCUGCACAUGGGCCACGUCCGUGUCUACACCAUCAGCGACACCAUUGCACGCUUCCAGAGAAUGAGAGGCAGGCAGGUCAUCAAUCCCAUGGGAUGGGAUGCGUUCGGACUGCCUGCCGAGAAUGCCGCUGUAGAGAGGAAUUUACAUCCAGAAAGCUGGACCCGAAGGAACAUCGAACACAUGAGGGGUCAGCUGGACCACCUGGGCCUGUGCUUCAGCUGGGAUCGAGAAAUUACCACGUGUUUGCCAGAUUACUACAGAUGGACACAGUACCUAUUUAUUAAACUCUAUGAAGCUGGGCUGGCCUAUCAAAAGGAGGUAAGUUCAAAUCAGGAUCCCCAGAACCAAAGCAGUAUAAGUAACCGUACCACUAGCUUCACAUGUCCCGACACCUUUGGUGCCUCCACUAAGUGCUGUCUACUUCUCUUCCUCUUCUCUUUAUUCUCACAGGCCAUGCAGGAUGGGCUGGCAGACCUUCCCGAGUGGUAUGGCAUAAAGGGCAUGCAGGCCCACUGGAUCGGGGACUGCGUGGGCUGCCAUCUGGACUUCAUGUUAAAGGUGGAUGGCCGAGACACUGGAGAAAAGCUCACAGCAUACACAGCCACCCCUGAGGCCAUAUAUGGUACCUCCCAUGUGGCCAUUUCUCCCAGCCACAGACUCCUACACGGGCACAGCUCUCUGAAGGAGGCUUUUCAGAAGGCCUUGGUACCUGGCAAAGAUUGUCGCACACCGGUGAUAGCCAUGAACAUGCUCACCCAGCAGGAGGUCCCUGUCAUCAUUGCGGCUGGAGCCGACUUAGAAGGCUCUCUGGAUUCAAAAAUAGGGAUUCCUAGCACCAGCCCAGAGGAUGCUCUCCUAGCCCACGCAUUGGGCCUGUCCUACUCAGAAGUCAUCGAAACCCUGCCAGACGGCACAGAAAGACUGUGUUCCUCGGCUGAGUUUACAGGCAUGACUCGCCAGGAGGCCUUUCUAGCCGUGACGCAGAAAGCCCGAGGGGAGAGAGUGGGCGGAGAGGUGACAAGUGACAAGCUGAAGGACUGGCUGAUCUCCCGCCAGCGGUACUGGGGCACACCCAUCCCCAUUGUCCACUGCCCAGCCUGCGGUCCAGUGCCCGUUUCCCCGGAGGACCUGCCCGUGACCCUGCCCCGCAUCUCGUCGUUCACUGGCAAGGGCGGCUCGCCCCUGGCUACAGCUUCCGAGUGGGUGAACUGCACCUGCCCAAGACCCUUCAGCCGGGCGUUGGCAGACUACUGGAUGCCAGUGGAUUUGUACAUUGGAGGAAAAGAGCAUGCUGUCAUGCACUUGUUCUAUGCAAGGUUCUUCAGUCAUUUUUGCCACGAUCAAAAAAUGGUCAAACACAGAGAACCAUUUCACAAGCUACUGGCCCAAGGCCUCAUCAAGGGGCAGACCUUCCGCUUGCCAUCGGGACAGUACCUGCAGAGAGAGGAGGUAGACUUCACAGGUUCUGUUCCUGUGCACGCCCAAACGAGAGAGAAGUUAGAGGUGACGUGGGAGAAGAUGAGCAAGUCCAAACACAACGGCGUGGACCCCAAGGAAGUGGUCGCCCAGUACGGGAUCGACACUAUUCGCCUCUACAUCCUCUUUGCCGCCCCUCCCGAGAAAGAUAUCCUGUGGGAUGUGAAGACCGACGCCCUUCCUGGGGUGCUAAGAUGGCAGCAACGUCUGUGGUCCCUGACAACCCGGUUUCUAGAGGCCAGGGCUGGAGGCAUGGAGCCCCAGCCUCAGCGGCUGAGCAGUAAGGAGAGAGCCGAGGCCAGCAGAAUCUGGAAGUACAAGAAUGCUGUCAUUUCCCAGGUGACUUCCCACUUUGUGGAGGACUUCUCUCUGAAUUCUGCAAUUACUCAGUUGAUGGGACUUAGUAAUGUGCUCUUGCAAGCCUCUCCGAAGAUCGUCGUCCACAGCCCUGAGUUUGAGGACGCCCUGUGUGCCCUGCUGGUAAUGGCUGCUCCCAUGGCUCCCCAUGUUACCUCCGAGCUCUGGGCAGGUCUAGCGCUGGUACCCCGGAAACUGUGUGAGCACUAUACUUGGGAUACUGGGGUGCUACUUCAGACUUGGCCCACUGUGGACCCAGAGUACCUUCAGCAACCUGACAUUGUACAGAUGGCUGUCCUGAUCAACAACAAAGCCUGCGGCAAGAUCCCCGUGCCCCAGCACGUAGCUCAGGACCCGGAUAAAGUGCACGAACUUGUCCUGCAGAGCGAUCUGGGCGUUAGGCUCUUGCAAGGGAAAUGCAUCAAGAAAGCUUUCCUCUCGCCCAGGACCGCCCUCAUCAACUUCCUGGUGCAAGAGUAACCCCGCAAAGGGGGAAGCCCAGAGGAGCCUCCUUCGUUCCGGGCCAGCUCCAAGAAAAAGGAAAAGUCACGUGUCUUGGAUAUUGCCCUGGCCCCAGGAUGGAGGAGAGACAACAGAGUGCCUGUGGAAUGUGGCCUGGUGGAGGAGAGAGGCUGGCUGUGGGCAAAGGAGAAAUGGAGCAGAGGUUACGCAGCCAUCCCUUGGUCGCCUUCCUGGUCAGGAUAAGGAAGCUGUCCAACGUGAUCAGAAGAUACCAGGAUGCUAUGGGGAAGGAGAAGAGACGUGAUCGAGGGUUGGGACUCCUGAGCAGCCAGAAGCCUCUAGAUCUCAGUGAUAGCGCUGCCUUCUCUCUGGACUCCUCAAACCCAGGGAGCUGCUGGACAGUCAUACCAAGCCUCCUGAGGCUGGGGGCUGAUCUGCCAGCUCUCAGGCUACUAUUCAGGUCACAGACAAACAUCCAGUGUGAACAAGUGGACACGCCGGGCCUUCAGAAGUUACUCUGGCCCAGCAUUGGUAGCUUAUACUUGUAAUCUCAGCUACUCAGGAGGCUGAGACCUGAGGCCUCAAAGCC